CGCUUGUGCGUAAAGAAAUGAGAGGGAGGGGGGUGAUGUGGAGGGACACGGAGCGGUCUGUGGGGGCGUGCAUCAGCUCCUUACCAGCUCGUGGCUAGAGAGCUGACAGUGGUACAAGGCUCCUGGCCGGGGAUAGAGGAGCGCGUCCUCUUCCUCCUCCUCCUCCUCCUCCUCCUCCUCCGCCCCGCGGCUGUUUCCUGCAGGUAAAACGCGGAUUUUGCCGUCGGCGACUCUUCAUGUUUUCAGUCUUUACACGCCGCCGCUGCGGAGAAGAGGCACACGGACCCGCAGAAACACUGUGGGAGGAUGUGUGAAAGACAGACCGAGACAUCCUGAGGGCCCGAUCACAGCUCACCACUCCAAGGCAGAUCAUGGCUCCAAUCUUUCUCCUGAUUCCGGCCCUCCUCCUCCUCUCCUGCCAGUUUUCAGAUGCUCAGACCGUCAUCGGCUCUUCCUCCUCCUUCUCCUCCUUGGAUGCACCCAAGAAGACUUUGCCUUCGCCAACCAAGCAGCCUGCGGGAUUCUGGCCCUCUUUACCUCCCAGAGGGCGCAGCGAUGUGCCCAUCAGAGUAACGGGUCGCAGUCGGUCCACAACAGCAAAUGCAGUGGAUGUGGGGCAAAGCACGAGCCAUACAAGUCCACAGUUCACUGCUUCUUUCACGUCGGCCCUUUCCACGCAGAAUCUCAGCAGGGGGUCAGUUGUAGCUCAACCGACUGCCUCCAGACCGAGGACUGACACGUCUAGCCUGGCAUCAAGCAGGGCUUUUACAAAGAGGGAUACUACGACAAAACCUCCAACUCUUCCCACCGUGCCCUUCACUGCUCCGCCCAAACCUGAAGAUCAUGAACAAGCAACCAUUUCAAAUCCAGAGGAGGAAACUAUGAAAGACACUGAGGAUGAGGAUUCACAAGGAUCUGGAUCUGGUGGGACUCCGACAGCAAAGAUAGUGAAGGAGAACUCUCCCAGUCCCCCGCCAACAGUCGCUGAUGAGAUGGCACAACACCGGCCACCGGCUCAGACUGUAAUAUCACAAGUUUCUGAUGUGAAAUCCCCAUCUCCGGAGAGUCAGACUGUAAAUCCUCAUCUGUUAAUGCCCACACCAACAAGCACAACCCGCACGAUUGCUGCAACACCAGAGACUACGACAGAAACCACUGUGGCAACAGAGCAAACACCUCAGAUUAAAGUAAUAACAGGUGAACUGGCAGCUGACACUCCUCCCACUGACAGAGGUCAUCAGAAGCAGGACUCGGCUGCAGUCACUUCACCACGACCUGCAUCGAACGCCACGCGCUCCUCAGAUAAACUACUACAGACCGUGACGUCCCCAAGCCGGAGGAGCUCACAAGUACACACCACAAGGCCACAGACGACAACCGCGUCCACUGCUGGAGGGCUCACUGCCUCACAGACGACUGUGAGGACAUCCCCCAAAGCCACAGCGACGCUCGGCAAAACAGCACAAUCGGGACAGACGGCAACAAGCGUCGAGCCACCAAGAACAGGAUCUUCUUCUGUCAUCACCUCCAGUCUUGAGCCAGUCACCGGUGUGAGAUUUGGCCCCACAAAUCAGCCUGGAAUGGGUCAGAGAAAUCGCUCGCUGAUGAUUGGCCAUCCUCACCAAGCUCCUCAUUCCACAACAGAUCCAGCCCCCUCUCCGAGUGCCGGACCCUACUUUAACGGCACGCGUCUUUACUGGGGCGAUUUGAGCCGGACGCUGGCCUUCGCCUGGGAACUGCAUGUCUACGGCUCUGCCAGUCUCUUCCUCCUGCUGUUUGCUGGAGCCGCUCUCGGGCUUACUCUGUCCCCGAGCACAAACUGUCCUCAUCGAGGCGCUCUUGCACUUGCGAACGCCUUUUUGUUUUUGGCAGGAGGGCUCAGAGCGACUCUCUUUUUCGUCGACCCCUAUGGCACACGGAAACUACUUCCCCACUCCGCAGUCACGGCCCUGUACAACUUACCUCUACACCUGCUGGUGUGGACCCAGGCCACCCUGGCACUGCUGGCAUUGAGGGCAGCAGGAAUAAGUGUGUUGCCUUCCACUCUGGAGCGCCCCCCGCUGGUAGCUGUGCUGGCCGUGUUGCAGUGCACUUUGCUCCUGGCAGCUGACCUGCUGUCCCCGGCUCUGUCUCCUGUGGUUCCAGUCACACUUCAGGUCCUGUCCCUGUGUUGGGGGCUCGGCCUCUGUCUGGGCUUUCUUUGCUAUGUCUUUCCACGUAUUCGCUGCCCCGCUCUUCCACACCCUGGAGCCCCUGAAGAGUCCAGGAGGAAGGCUUGGGUAGGCAGCAGGAGGUUAGGAGUUAUUCUGGCGCGAGUGCUGGCCGCCUGUGCAGUUUUAGGGGCUUUGUGUUGUGGAUUGCAUGUCCACGCCACCUUUUGGCUCUAUGGACUUUUAGGGGAUUGGAUACGCUUUAACUGGGGGUGGUGGUUGGUUCACUUCUGGGCCCGGCUUCUGGAACUGGCUUGGGGUUUCUCCCUCCUAGUCCUAAGCUCCUGGGUGUUCUGGAGGCCUCGGGAUUGCCGUGGAAGGGAGGAAGAGGGUCAAGACAGUAGAGUAGGGGGAGACCUGCCGUCCCCUGGCCAGUCUGUAAAUUCUAAUCAGAGACAUACCUGCUGGUCUAAGAUUGUCCAGAGCCUGAAAGGGAGACCCAGUAGAAAAUCCGACAGUAACGGAGUGGGAGGCGGAAUCGCAGUACCAGGGGAGGUCCCGAACAACUGGGCUGGUCAGGAGCGUCCUGGGGCUGACAUUAGCAAGAGCCUGAUCAGGAACCAAAAUCACGAGCAAGCCAUUGCUCCGCCACGAUGCGUCAAAGACAGCAACCGGGGACGUAAUCACAGGGGCCACUCUGCAGAACGAGGCAUAUCCGACGGCUCCACCGGUUCUCUGCUGAGACUGCAAGCAUUGGGCCUGCCUCCGCAGCGCUCGGUGAGCGGCAGUUUGGAUCAGGACAGGGACACAUCACUGUCUCUUUACGACUUUGAUCUGCGACCCCCGUCCCCCAUCGAUCUGACUCGCAGCAUUGAUGAAGCCCUUCACAGAGAACACCUGCUCGGCACAGGAAGCCUGUUUCAUCCUCUGAACCAGCCCUCGCCAUCUCCAUCUCCGGGGUCCGGGGCCAGCCAAGGGCCCUGGCUCCGCAGGAACAGUGAUCCUCAGUUGCUUUCUGAUAGUAGUGAUGCCCCAACAGAGUCUUCCAUGCCACUGGGGGGCAGUGUUCUCAGUAGUGUGCCCAGCAGGCAGGUGACUGCACCUCCAACACCUUCCCACCAGGGUCACAGGUGGGCUGGUAACGGGUUAGGAAGUGUCCCUUCUUCAGUGUCCUGCCCCGUUUCUCUUCGUCCUUCCAGAACUUCAUCCGGGCACCUUGAGGACGGCGUGGACGACACGCGGCCGUUCAUAACGCCAGACUCUGAGAGGGUCCCAGGGAGAGCUGCAAAACCAGUGGGCUCACGCAGCUACCUGGAAGUCAGUCGACAUGAGGAUUCUGCCAGUGUCAGCAGUGAAAUUAUUGACCUAUAAACCAAACUUUUGGCUAGAGGACGAGCAGAUACAGCAAUUCCACAAAUACUGCUUCUAACCAAGAUUCAGCACACUUUGAAAAUAUUUUGUCAUUAAACUGCCUAAAGUAUUUAUUUUCAUUGACAUGAACAUCAAGAAGAGAUUAUAGGUGAUAAAUGUAUCUUUUAGUUGUCUUUCACGUCUUCUAGAGGUGUAUCAGCUGUGUUUUUGAAGCAGAAAUGUUAAAUAUUUUACUCCAGAAGUAAAGCUGGUUGCUUAAGUGAAGUGGUUCACAAAGACACAAUGAUGAUAUGGUUCACCUCUGGGGGACGCCUCAGAGAUUCGGUUGGAGGGGCUGCAGCAGCACGUGACAUCUGGCAGGCACAGUGUUCUUAAAGGAUUGUGAGGGGCUUGUUAUCCAUCACUCUGAGAACCUCUGAUACAGCACAUAUGAACCAGACAGCACAAUGUCUUCUGAAGUGUUAAUUUUUUCCUCCCAUGCUCAUGCAUUUCUUCUUUUACUUGUCUGCAUAACACUGGCAUAACAAAGUACACCAUUCAUACACAAAUACCCUGGCUUCACAUUUCUGAAGCUGAUCCAAAGUCCAAAGUUGUGAAGUGAACAAAGCUUCGGGAUAAUCACCACAAUAAUGAAAGGCAAAAGACAAAUGUGAAGCUCAUGCUGUUGUUUCUGUGAAUCCCAUGUCUGCAUAUAAUUGGUUGUGAAUUGACUUGCUUUUAUAGGACAUACAGUACUUCUCGUCUUCCAUAUGUCAGUUUGCUUUGUAUUGUCAAGAUGUGCCAUACAUAUUCAUGGUUGGUUUUUGUGCUAUUUAUAAUAGGUGUACAAACCCCAAAUUUGGGUUAACCUCCUCGACAUGUUAGUGUCAGUACAUAGUGACUCAGCUGCAUAUGACUACGCCUAAGCUCUUAACUCCCUGCUGCUGUUGCACUUGUCCACUUUGCCUUGUACCUUCAAACUGAUUACACAAAGAGGUAUGCAGUAUGCGCUUCGGUGUGUUACUGCUGGAAAUGAACUACGCUGUUAAUGGACACAACUGACUCAAAAUUAAUUUUGUUAUGUUAAUUUGGUGCAGGUCAAAGCUUUCAAAUUAAUAGUUAUGCAUCACUGAAGCCACUGACUGCAUUUUGGUUGAGUUUGCAUCCAAAUAUUUACAAUAGUUAUGGUCUGUUGCAUUAGGUGGACUCAAACAGUUUGAUCAGUAUGCACAUACUUCACGGCUUUGCAGGGCUGCAACGCACAAGACUGGCUUUGCGCAAACUCCAGAUCUAUUAUCGUAGACAGAAUACAAUAACACAGCACUUAACUGUAAGCCUGAGCACUAGACUGAAGUAUUUUACUACCCAAGAGAAAAAUAUCUUUCAAAUAUAUGACGUAUGAGUGACAAUGUAAAUAUAGUUAUUUUUGAUGUUCAUGAAUAAAGGUGUAAAAUGGUCAUAGUUGUUACUGUGAAAGACAAUCUAAGGUG
Messenger RNA from Salarias fasciatus (jewelled blenny), 4990 nucleotides. Its product is annotated as proline-rich transmembrane protein 3. The transcript is spliced from 4 exons. Bases 372 to 3521 code for a protein of 1049 amino acids. The record is from RefSeq and is a predicted model, not a curated record. Lineage: Eukaryota; Metazoa; Chordata; Actinopteri; Blenniiformes; Blenniidae.